GAUAAAAGCCUUUGUGACUUCGUCAUGUUAAAAUUAUAAUAAUCGUAUGCCUGUGAAUGAUAAGACUAACCUAGUUAGAAUUAGAAGUAACUAGUCGUAGUAGGUUUAGUACUACUAAUACUAGUAAUAGUACUAUGGAGCAGAGUAUAUUAAGUAAUCAACCUGCAAUGGCCAGUACACACUCCAAUGGUCACAUACUAACUCUUGAAGAACUGACUGAAAGGAGGGAGCAAGUUCAAAAUAGGCAUGAAAAUGGAGAGUCUUCUGGUCUUCGUAGUCGUUCAAACCACCUAUCUUCAACUGUGUCUGAAGGUUUUCACACAGCUCACCACAGCAAAAUGCCAAUACUUGGACCAGGAAAAUCUCUUCCAGUACAUUGUGUAGUGGAGCAAGCUCCUUCCCAGUUUAGCAGCUCCUCCAAUGGUUCCACUGUGGUAGAAGUGGACAGCUAUGCUAUAAUUUCCACCAGUACAUUAUUUACUGAACUUCUUCAGACAGCUAUUGUUAAACUAGGCUACUCUGCUUCAGAAGGUGUGGGUGCAAAAGGAGCUAUACAGUUCAAGAAAUGGAAACCAUUAUCUCUUGAUCAAAUCACUGAUAAGCCUGAAGCUACAGUUGGGGAUAUUUUGGGAGAUAUUGCAGGAAUAGCCACUUUGAGGAUUCUACUGUUUAGCCCAUCCAGGCCACCUUAUUCAAAAAUUAACUGGAGUAUGUCAUGUAUGAAUAAGCAGGAAAGGAAUUCAAUUACUAGUACUUACAGUAGAAUUGCUAACAUUGCUGAUGGGUGGCACAAUUCUAUAAACAAAGACUCCAGUAGCAACAAAAGCAGGUCUGAUGUAAAAGGCUGGAUCAGUCGCCAGUGGAUGGCACCAUUGUCUUCACCAUCUUGCACCUCUACACAUCUUAACACCGGUCUUUCUUCUUUAACCAGUAACAAAGAAGAACUCGCAUAUGAACCUCUCUCUUGACACUGAUCUGGAACAUAUUAAACUACAGCAAUGAUUUGCUGAUAACCAGAACUCAUCAAGACUCCAGGCUGAACAGUAUUUUUAAUUACACUCACUAGAGUCACAAGCUACUAGACAUUAGUUGUACCACUUGCAGUGUAAAAAUCAUCACACUGCCAACAGAAAAGGCAGAAUAUAAGUAUAUGCUAUAAUGAACUAAGUGAACUUUGGCUUUGAAACCCUGAUAAUUCAGUUGAUAGAGUACUGGUCUCAGGUCAGUUAGUAUCAGUUGAGCAUCCUGAGUCAAAGCCCCAGUUGAGAAAGAUUGCUUUUUCACCAGUUGUAAUUAUCAGAAAAAGAUUAAGUGUAAUCUGUUCUGACUUUGGUUUAUCUUACUGCUAAGAUAAACUCCAAAAAUACUCAUUCAAUAUCAUCCGUACACUUGAUUAUUCAACAUUCAUGACACAAAUAUGAAUAGUGUUGGUUUAGAUUGUAAUGAAUUCCCAACUAUAUGUACCUAAACUUAAACUGAAAAUAGAGUACAAUUAAUGAAAAGUGUUCUAAAAUGUCAAUAACAGAACUGUGGAGUCUUAUAAGUAUAUAAUAAUUUUAUCAUAUCUGCCGUUUUACACCAAACAACAGUGAAGAGCUAUCAGGAAGAAACAAAAUUCAAAAUUCUGUAAAGAAAAAAAACAUGAGAAACCUUGCAGAAGUAUAAUUGUAUAUAAGCUUGUAGUAGGUAUACUACAUUUUAAUGCACUAAAACAAAGGCUUUGAAAGUUUAGUGGUAUGUGAAUAGAGGGAUAUUCCAACAGCUUUUAUGAUAAAUGUUACAUGUUAAAAAAAGCCGACAAGGUUCAAACUGGAACUCUCGCAAUUAAGAUGAAAAACGUCAAAUUUGGAUGAUACGAACUAAUUGGAAUUGAAAGCUCAGACAAAAGUUUGUAUGUUUUCUUUUUUAAUGUAUGUAUACAUUAACAUGCUUCAAACGAAACGGACAUUUACAAGUCCUAGCUUUUUUGCUGCUCAUGGAAUAUUCGAUUAUGAGAUGUAGACACCUUAUGGCUCUUUUUUCAAAUGUCAUCAGAAGGCAGAAUUGAUUGAUAUAAUCUAUAUUUCUCUAUAUGUUGAAAUAUAAAAUACACAUUACACUGCUGUCUGUCAGAUCUUUCUUCACAUUUCAUAAUUUUGGAAAAUUUACUUACAUUUUUACUGUGUUGAAGUAUUAAAUGGUUUUUCAAGGUUACAGUUUGUUGUCAUCUCUUGUUAUAGAAAAUCUAUAAAGUGCAUUAUAACUUUUAUGGUAAUGAUCAAAUAAAAUGUAAAAAUAUGUUUUAUGUUGUAAAAUGGCAAAGCAAAUAACAUUAUAAAUUGUAAAAAAAAACUAAAUUUGUUUUUUUACAGAUUUAUAUAUCAUUAAGUUGAACAUUCCAAAACCAUAAUCAUAUGAAGGAAAAGAUAACAUAAUAUUAUUUUCAGUAAGGUAAAUCUUAACUUAGCAUACAGUGCACAUAUAUUUAAAAAAUAUACUAGCUAUUCCUUUUCAGACUACACCUUUUUUUUUGCCUAUUCAUUUUGAGGAAAAAUAAAAAACAACAUAUAUUUGAAUAUAUAAAAGUAGAAUAACAAGAACAAAUAAUUCUGUUGUAGUUAUAGAUAUAGAAAAAACUAAGUUCGUUUAGAAGUAAUAAUGAUAUACACAGAAAUAUGUUGAGAGUACAACACUAACACUUAAUUAGCCAAAGUAUAUCAAAGAAAGAUUUUUUUAUCAAUCAUUGCAUAAAUAUACAUCUAAUCUAUUUCAAUAUAUUAAUUAAAUUGGUGUAACAAAGUAUCACUUACACACAAUUGUAUGAAUAGUCUGAAAGCACUAACAUUUAAAUAAGUAUUCUCACACAGAUAUCAAAUUGGCAUCAAAUGUUUUGGGGUCCUUAAAGUUUUUAAACGUUAUUUUUAAAUCCAUCAUUCAUUAAAAACAAAAACAGUAGUAAACAAAUUUCUUAUGUGAAUGUGCUUUAUAGUCACUACAAGAAAAACCUACACACUGGAUACUUGAAAUGAAGAAAAAGUGUCAUUGGCCAUUAUUCAGUUCUUGACAUUAUAUUGCUACACAAUAGCAGGUAUAAUAAAUAAACUUAGUAUUCUGAGGAGGAUAAAGAAUAUUCAACAUUUUCUUGUAGAAUAGCAAAGCAGAGUAUUACUGUCUUAGAUAUAUUGAAGAAUGAUUAUCAUCAUGAAAUUCAAUACAUUUUAUUGUCACUACUAUAACCUUGAAAGGUGAGUGAAUGUAUCCAGCAAAAGAAAAAAUGCAUUAUAAUUAUUAUAAGUAAAAAUGUAAGAACAAUAUAUUUAAUUAGCUAUGCUCAUUACCUGGUUGAUUUUUAGUUCUAAUCUCUGUAUAUAGCUCGCCUUGAUCAGAAGUCAGUUAUAAGUGGGAGAAAUGUAAACUUCUACCUUUCUUUGAACAAGUAAGAAACAUGCCACUUUUACUCUUUAGAUAUGUUUUAGGGUUAUAUGAUAACAUUAUGUUAAGAAUAUCUAAUACAUAGUGCUUGUGGAUUUAUUUCUUUAUUAUUGAUGUUUAUCAAAAAAUGUUUCUUAAUUAUCAAAAUAUACAAAAACAUAUGCUAAAUGUAAAACUGUAACUUUAGGAAUGUGUGUGUUUAUCUAUAACUUAAUACUAAGGAAUUUGUUUUUAUUUUUCUAAGUAUUCACAGUCAUGAUUUGUUGGGAUUUACUAUCUUGCUUGGUUAUUUA
Molecule: messenger RNA, 3704 nt
Organism: Limulus polyphemus (Atlantic horseshoe crab)
Lineage: Eukaryota; Metazoa; Arthropoda; Merostomata; Xiphosura; Limulidae
Exons: 5
Coding region: 135-968 (277 amino acids)
Biological process (GO): regulation of transcription by RNA polymerase II; chromatin remodeling
Molecular function (GO): DNA-binding transcription factor activity, RNA polymerase II-specific; RNA polymerase II cis-regulatory region sequence-specific DNA binding
Source: RefSeq, a predicted model, not a curated record